AUGGAUUUAUUGGAAAUCAAUGAUCUGCGACUGCGCACAGGAAUUGGUUUCAGUCAGCACGAAGUAGGCAAACUUCAAGAAAUUGUUGUCACUAUUCAACUCAAGAUUUCAAGAAAAGCUGGUAAAUCUGAUUGCGUCGAAGAUUGCUUAAACAAUAGAACUUUGACAAAAGAUAUUAUUUCUCUUGUUGAAAAUAAGAAAUACAAUCUUAUUGAAGCAAUAGCCGAAGAUAUCGCUCGUGUUUGUGUUCAGAAACACGGCGCUCCCUGGGCGAAAGUGAAAGUACAGAAGCCAAAUGCUUUAAGAUUCGCGGAAUAUUCUGCAGUUAGCGUUGAAAGAUGUUCAGAAGAUUACAAAUGGGAAAACGUGCAUUUACUUAUUGGUUCUAACAUCUCUCCUGAAGAAAAUAUUGCCAAAGUAAUUGCAUUGCUAAAAGAAAAACUUGAAGGGCUCAAACUUUCCAGAGCAUUCCGAACACCACCAGUUGGUUACGGUUACGAAGAACAAGAUGACUUUAUCAAUAUGGCUGUUCUUGGGAAAACUAACCACGAUCCAGUAUCGUAAGUUCACUGAACGAUUUAGAUUCUUCUAACAACGUAGCAACCUAAAAUGAUCGUUGUUUGUGAUACCUGCGACUCAUUCCUUUGUUCAAUUUUGUAUUUGUUUCAUUGUUCUCAUAAACCAAUCAAAAAACUUGUUCAUUAGUCGAUUUCACAAAACUUUUUCCCAAAUGUUUCAAACUUCGUUCUGCCGCAAGUUCAACAUUUCGUUGCGAAGUUCAGAAUUUCAUUUUGAAAUCACGAGGCGGUUAAUUCUAAACAAAGCGUCUGAUUAGUCUGCCUAUCCUAGAAAUCAGUUUCUCGGUCAUUAAUGGUCAUGUCUCAACACUCUUCGGCCUUCGCGCCCUCGCUAGACUCCUUGUGUGUUCCUCCUUGAAAUUUCAUGUAAGAAUUUUAAAACGACAAUGAGGCUCUGCGGAGGAGGUUACACGUUAUAGAAGCUUAUGCAAGGAAGUCGACAACGCGAAGACGACGACCAUGAAUACAAUGACAUUAACUAACCGUAUAGCACAAAACCGAUGAAUAAUUAAAAGUCUAGCAGGGGUUUUAGACGUCGCCCAAGGCCGUCCAAAGCUCUACCGACAACGGUAAAAUACAUGUUUUCACGUCUCGUACAGUAGUUUUUUCUAACAGAGGUUAUCAAAAUUGCUAUGAAGGAUAAAGCUCUGUGUUACGCUUUCGAAACUGUUUUAUAUUCAUACGAAAAUAAAUACAAGGAACGAUUUCCAUACAACUGUUUAUUUCAAACACUUUUGUUUAGUCGUCGUCCUGACGUCGCCGUCUUACAUCUGUAAGCUCGCUAUUAUAUUUGUUCAGUAUUUCCAGGGAACCCACGUUGUUUAAGUCAAGCGCUUACAACGUUUUAAAUAUUAAAUUAACCUUUUUAUUCUGUAUUUUCAAAAUCUCCCCUUAAAUCCUUAUUGAAGGUUAAAGAAGAUUCUUCGCAAGCUUGAAACGCAACUAGGAAGUGUUCCGGGAAAUAAAAACGUUCCCAGAACAAUCGACAUCGACAUUGCAUUGUGGGGUGAGAACACGAUACAGUUCAAAAUGACAUCAGAAGAUAUCUCGUAUGUUAUCCCUGAUCCUGAUAUACUCAGCCUAGCUCACGUGAUUAUACCACUUGCUGAUCUCACUCCAGAUUUUAUGCAUCCAGUGGAGAAGAAAUCUUUAAGCUCAAUAGCAGUGGAACUUUGUGGCAAAAAUUUCACGUCGUAUUUUCCGAUCGUCGAUAUAUAUGACGCAAACAACAAAGAAUUAACAAACGGCGAUUUUUCUGCGUUCGCGGAUAGCCUUUCUGUGCUGCUCUAG
Molecule: messenger RNA, 1868 nt
Organism: Paramuricea clavata
Lineage: Eukaryota; Metazoa; Cnidaria; Anthozoa; Malacalcyonacea; Plexauridae
Source: the annotation of a GenBank genome assembly